Opisthocomus hoazin is the source of this 3524-nucleotide messenger RNA. The record is from RefSeq and is a predicted model, not a curated record. Lineage: Eukaryota; Metazoa; Chordata; Aves; Opisthocomiformes; Opisthocomidae.
AUGAGCCGCGUGUUGGCGCAGCGGAAUGCAGCUGGGGACGUCUGCAGUGAUUUUUUUCAUGAACUUCCAGAAACUUUUCCUUCUGAUCCUCCAGAGCCACUGCCCCACUUCCUCAUCGAGCCCGAAGAGGCUUACAUUGUGAAGAAUAAGCCUGUGAAUCUGUACUGCAAAGCGAGCCCAGCCACGCAGAUCUAUUUUAAGUGCAACAGUGAAUGGGUUCAUCAGAAGGACCAUGUGGUGGACGAGAGAGUAGAUGAAACCUCUGGUCUGAUUGUCCGAGAGGUAAGCAUUGAGAUUUCCCGCCAGCAAGUCGAGGAGCUCUUCGGGCCCGAAGAUUACUGGUGCCAGUGCGUUGCCUGGAGCUCUGCAGGCACCACCAAGAGCCGGAAAGCCUACGUCCGCAUUGCAUAUCUCCGGAAAACUUUCGAGCAGGAGCCCUUGGGGAAAGAAGUGUCCUUGGAGCAAGAGGUCCUGCUUCAGUGCCGUCCCCCCGAAGGCAUCCCAGUAGCUGAGGUGGAGUGGCUGAAGAAUGAAGAGGUGAUUGAUCCCGUGGAAGACCGAAAUUUUUACAUCACCAUCGAUCACAACCUGAUCAUCAAGCAAGCCCGGCUUUCUGACACAGCCAAUUACACUUGUGUCGCCAAAAACAUUGUGGCCAAAAGGAAAAGCACCACUGCGACUGUGAUUGUCUAUGUGAACGGAGGCUGGUCUACCUGGACUGAGUGGUCAGUGUGUAACAGCCGAUGCGGGAGAGGCUUUCAGAAGCGUACGAGGACCUGCACCAAUCCUGCCCCACUCAACGGUGGUGCCUUCUGCGAGGGCCAGAGCGUUCAGAAAAUAGCUUGCACCACUCUGUGUCCAGUGGACGGCAAGUGGACGUCCUGGAGCAAGUGGUCCACGUGCGGGACCGAGUGCACCCACUGGCGCCGGAGGGAGUGCACGGCCCCGGCACCCAAGAACGGGGGAAAGGACUGCGAGGGGCUGGUGCUGCAGUCCAAGAACUGCACCGACGGGCUCUGCAUGCAGGCUGCUCCUGACUCGGAUGAUGUUGCUCUCUACGUCGGGAUCGUCAUAGCCGUGAUCGUGUGCCUAGCUAUUUCCGUGGUUGUAGCCCUGUUUGUCUACCGCAAGAACCACCGUGACUUUGAGUCAGAUAUUAUCGACUCCUCGGCGCUCAAUGGGGGAUUUCAGCCUGUUAACAUCAAGGCUGCAAGGCAAGACCUCCUGGCGGUACCACCAGACCUCACUUCUGCUGCAGCCAUGUACAGGGGUCCUGUGUAUGCCUUGCAUGACGUCUCUGAUAAAAUCCCAAUGACCAAUUCACCGAUACUGGACCCACUGCCCAACCUGAAGAUCAAGGUUUACAACACCUCUGGCGCAGUCACUCCCCAGGAUGACCUCUCUGACUUCUCCUCCAAGCUGUCCCCACAGAUCACACAGUCCCUGCUGGAGAAUGAGACCCUGAACAUGAAGAACCAGAGCCUUGCUCGGCAAACAGACCCAUCGUGCACUGCGUUUGGGACCUUCAACUCUUUAGGAGGUCACCUAGUAAUUCCCAAUUCAGGAGUAAGCUUGCUGAUCCCAGCGGGGGCUGUUCCACAAGGGAGAGUCUAUGAAAUGUAUGUGACAGUUCACAGGAAGGAGAACAUGAGGCCGCCUGUAGAAGACAGCCAAACCCUGCUGACGCCGGUGGUGAGCUGCGGCCCGCCGGGAGCCCUGCUAACCCGGCCCGUCAUCCUGACCAUGCAGCACUGCGCAGAACCGAACACGGAGGACUGGCAGAUCCAGCUGAAGCACCAGGCUGCCCAGGGGCCGUGGGAGGAUGUGGUGGUGGUCGGAGAGGAAAACUUCACCACACCGUGCUAUAUCCAGCUGGACCCAGAGGCCUGCCAUAUCCUGACAGAAACCCUCAGCACAUAUGCCUUGGUGGGGCAGUCAAUCACCAAAGCAGCAGCCAAGCGUCUCAAACUGGCCAUCUUUGGACCGCUGUCCUGCUCUUCGCUGGAGUACAGCAUCCGGGUCUACUGCCUCGAUGACACGCAGGAUGCACUUAAGGAGGUCCUCCAGCUCGAGCGGCAGAUGGGCGGGCAGCUUUUGGAGGAACCCAAAGCUUUGCAUUUUAAGGGAAGCACCCACAACCUCCGCCUGUCCAUUCAUGACAUUGCCCACUCUCUCUGGAAGAGCAAACUGCUGGCUAAAUACCAGGAGAUUCCCUUUUACCACAUCUGGAGUGGAUGCCAGAGGAACCUGCACUGCACCUUCACACUGGAAAGGUUCAGCCUGAAUACCCUGGAGCUGGUGUGCAAACUCUGCGUGCGGCAGGUCGAAGGAGAAGGGCAGAUAUUCCAGCUCAACUGCUCCGUUUCAGAGGAACCUGCUGGCAUCGAUUAUCCUCCCAUGGACUCAGCAGACACCAUCACCACCAUAGCAGGGCCCAGCGCUUUCAGCAUCCCCCUCCCGAUAAGGCAGAAGCUGUGCAGCAGCCUGGACGCACCCCAGACCAGGGGCCACGACUGGCGGAUGCUGGCCCACAAGCUGAAACUGGACAGGUACCUAAAUUAUUUUGCUACGAAAUCGAGUCCCACCGGGGUGAUCCUGGAUCUCUGGGAAGCCCAGAAUUUCCCUGACGGCAACCUGAGCAUGCUGGCAGCGGUUCUUGAAGAAAUGGGAAGACAUGAAACCGUUGUUUCUUUGGCAGCAGAAGGAAAUUACUGAUGCAGCCUUGGUGCGAACAGGAAGGACAGACGCAGGGAGCGGUAAUGCCCUGUUAUUACAAACGAGGAUUGAAAUGAAAAGCCAGACCAAUGAGUUACACAAGAGACGUUUCAGAGAAGAAAGCAAGCAAACAAACGAGAAAAAAAAAAAAAGCAGCCCUGACCUUCACACGUGCUCUCCUUGUACAUUAUCACAGGAUCUAAAAGAAAUCAUGCAAAGUUGUACCUUGAAAAUAUAAAUCAACCUAAUGUUCCUCUCGGCUUGGCUGUACACUGCUUGGUACAGGAUUUUACAGUUUCCUAGGAAACGCUUUUUAUUGCUAUCCAGAUAUAUGGAUAAACUUUCUUAACAAUCCCAGUUUCUAUGGAUGUUGUUUACAUCAAAUUCUGGACAGGGGUAAGGAGACUGUCCAUGGCUCUUUAUAUUUUUUGUUUAAAGCCAUUCUAGACAAGGCUAUGGACAGUUGGUUGUGGCUAUUUCAGCUUAUUGGUUUCUGAGGAAUUCAGAUUUUGGCUACAAUUCUGCACAUCGAUUGUCUCACAAUGAUCCUCCUGUCAUUGUUCCGUUUCCUAGACGAUUUGCUCUAAAAAAAAAAAAAAAAAAACCAACAACAAGAAAAUCAGAGUUUGAGACAUGUGCAUCUGGAAAGCAGGUACUCUGGGUGCUAAGCAGGAACACACAUGUAACAUCCCCUUCCUUCCCCCAGGCAGUCCCACUGAGCCCAUGUGGAAAAUAGCUGUUAGGGCAGUGGGGAACGUAGGAUCGGAGUUAAUUUUCAAUUCACAAUGUAACAACACCCUUUCCACCCC